CGGUCCUCUCCUCUGGGCCCACGCCGCAGCGACCACGGACGAACCACCACCCCCACGCGUAGCACGAGAAGGACCUGUCUGUUCUGUUCUUCCGCCCCCACCCACGGCACGGAUCUCUCUCUCUUCUUCUCGUCGUGCCCCGCGGCCGCGGGAGUGUUCGUGUUCCUCACUCCUCCCGCUUCCUUCCCCGACACUCCCUCAGAUCCGCGCCCGUUUUCCCGAUCCACGCGACGCGAGGGGGCAUUCCAGCCCUAAAGCGGCCGGUGAGCUGGCCUCCUUCCGCCGACGCGGACCACCUGGAGGGAAUUUAUCCUGGAGCCGUCUUCCUCCUCGCCUCCUCUCGCGGCGCGGCGCGGAGGCGGGAGACACUCGGAGGUCCAGCUGUGUUUGGAUUGAUUUCUUCGUCUGUGGUGGCUAGAGGCACCUGGUUUCUUUUUGCUGAAGCUGGUGGUACAUGUGAACAGCAGGGCCUGUCUUCUGUCUCUGCUUUUGCUUCUAAGCAAUGGCGAAUGCAAGCAAGCACUUGCAACCUUCAAGCAAUGCAGGCAAUGACAGGAAGUACCAGGGCACGUUGGUCGCUUCUCCAGCAAAGGCCAUUGCGCCUAAGUGUGUGAACCGCAUCAUGCCAUCGAAGCAACUGAUCUUGGGUGGGGAUUCAAUAGGCCAUGUGGCAUCAUUUCUGAUUAAAGUCGUUGCUCUUGAGGCAGUCAGAAGAGUUUCUAAAGCAAGAUGCCCUUUCAUUUGGAAUUCUGUUCAAGCAUUGCAGAUCCUUGUGUAUCCUCCAUUUAGUUGGAUCCAAAGAUGGGCACCACUCAAAUUUCUCGUGCAGGGAAUUCAGAAACUAUCCAUGCCACUGUUGUUUCUGUCAGUCACAACAACAGUAAGUGAGCUGUCUUCCAAGCGCGACGAUGAACCAGAUAACAAUACAGAACAUUCCGAGACGCCUUCUGAAACAAAUGAAGUGGCAUCAACUUCUGGUACAAGCGAUGCUGCUGAUGGCACAAAGGAAAUCGUGCAAGAGAACUGGCUUGUGUUACUUUUCAGGGAGCUUGAGAAGCAAGGCAUCACUUUGCCCGAGAGGUUUACUGAAGAUGAGUUACGCAGAUUUUAUGUCGCUGCAAAUGGUGACUUUUCAAGUUUACUCUCAUCGGUUAAGAAGACAAUUCGUUGGAGGGAAACAUUUCACAUACUUACAUUGCAAGAACUUGAUAAAUGGUCUCACUUAGUCUUUUGGCAUGGAUUUGACACGAUGCUUCGGCCUUGUUUAGUAAUUCGUCUCGGACUUGCAUGCUCCAGCAUACCACCUCGUGACAGACCCCGUUUCGGGCAAGCAGUAGUUUCUCAAAUUGACCAUGGUGUUGUAAAUUUGACCAAUGAAGAAGAUUCAAGAAUUACCGUUUUGCUGGAUUGCCAUGGGAUUUCUCCAUUCAGAUUUCCAAUGCAAAUGAUGAGGUCAUUUAUCACUGUAGUUCAAGAAAAUUACCCGAAUCGUCUUGGUGUAUUGUUUGUUAUCCGCCUUCCUCCAGUUGUCAGAGUUAUUGCACAGACAUUUCUUCAAGUUUUGAAACCAUCAACAAAGCAGAAGUUACGUUUCGAGGGAGAUUCAUACAAGAAGACAUUGGCAGAGUUCUUGCAGGUUGUGCCAGCGUUUCUGGGCGGUAAAUGCAGCUGCCCACAAUGUGAGAAGCCUCGUAAUAGUUCAGUGAUACAGGCUGGGGAAGGGAGCAAGAGCCAGCCUCGCUUGGUCAGCGUUGAUGACGGAUCGCCUGUCACAGACUUCGACUUCGAUGAAGAAGAGAUCCCAUCAGCCUAUAGCUGCGAGAACGCCAUCAGGGCUGCAAUAAUUGGCCUGCUGAUGAUGUGCAUCUUCGUUGCGUUUCUGGCUGGGAUGAACGAUCCCACAUCUGUUUCGCCCAGUGCCCAGUGAGAGCUAUGGAAUCGCCUACUCUCCUAUAGACUAUUAGAUCUUAGAUUGUCAGUUCCGAGUAAUAGAGUAUAUAUAUGUGUUGCUGCUAGGAUGCUAGGGUGUUGUUUUCCUUGGCAACUUCUUCUCGGUUGUCGUCAGACCGCCAUGAUAGUGCUGUGUCUCAAUAUGAGCGCAGAUGAAUAAUAUCCUGUGUGUGGCAAAUGUUGGAUCACAGUUCAGUUUGAGCCCGUCGAUGUCUCUCUUAACGGGUUUUCUGUAUUAGGGCAAUGUGAUUUCUCGUUAGUGUAAGUCAAAGUUGAAUGGUUUCAGCUCUUUAUAUAGAUUAUUAUACGUUGUGCUUU
Sorghum bicolor (sorghum) is the source of this 2268-nucleotide messenger RNA. RefSeq names its product phosphatidylinositol/phosphatidylcholine transfer protein SFH2. The transcript is spliced from 7 exons. Lineage: Eukaryota; Viridiplantae; Streptophyta; Magnoliopsida; Poales; Poaceae. The record is from RefSeq and is a predicted model, not a curated record. Bases 503 to 1927 code for a protein of 474 amino acids.